GUUAAUGAGUCUCAGAAAAGUGAAGUGAAAGUUAGAAUGAAAAGCUACACCUACUACACGAUGGGGAUUGGGUGAUGGUCCCCGCUGAGAAGACCCCACCACCACCACCAAACCUGGAGGGAGGAGCGCCAGGGACACAGCUCCGCUUCUCUUCUGGGGACUCUGCACAGCGCUGCAGGGACCUUCCCCUGUGGAUGUGCCAUCCUCCUCGCACUUGCUGACCCCACGUGGCCCUUCCUGUCCUGAUCACUCCUGAUCUGGAGGUGGGGCCUGGACAGGGUGGAGCCUCUGGGGAAAGAAAAGGGGCCCCAGGACGCCUGGGUCCACACAGGCUCCCCAGAGAUGCCUCCUCCACUGCCACCACGACUGCUGCUGUCCCUGCUGUUGCUCCUGCCGCUGCUGAGCGCCCAGCUGGUCCGGAUCCCUCUACGUAGAGUCCCUCCUGGACAAAGGACCUUGAGCACCUUGAGGGGAUGGGAAACGCCCCCCAGGUUGGGGGUCCCAUCCCCUGGGGACAAGCCUGGCUCUGUGCCUCUCUCCAACUUCAUGGAUGUUCAAUAUUUUGGGGAGAUUGGGCUGGGAACGCCUCCGCAGAACUUCUCUGUGGUCUUUGAUACUGGCUCCUCGAAUCUCUGGGUCCCAUCCAAAAGAUGCCACUUCUUCAGUGUCCCUUGCUGGUUUCACCACCGCUUUGAUUCCAACGCCUCCAGCUCCUUCCACCCCAAUGGGACCAAGUUUGCCAUUGAUUAUGGAUCUGGACGGCUAGUCGGAAUCCUGAGCGAGGACAAGCUGACUAUUGGAGGACUUGGUGCGGCGGUGACUUUCGGCGAGGCUCUGUGGCAGCCCAGCCUGGUCUUCACUUUUGCCCACUUCGAUGGGAUACUGGGCCUUGGUUUUCCCACCCUGGCUGUGGAAGGAGUUCAGCCCCCAUUGGAUUCGCUGGUGGCGCAGGGGCUACUGCAAAAGCCCGUCUUCUCCUUCUACCUCAACAGGUACUGGGGGUGGUGGUGGUGUCUACCUGCCUGCCAGUCCUCACCUCCAAAAGGAAUCCAGCCAGCCUUCAGGAAGUCCCUUACCCCAUGCAGGAUGUCCCACCCUCCUUUCAGAAAGCCAUCCACGUACAGGACAGCCUACUCUCCGUGCUGGAAGUCGCUGACCCAUCACAGUGCCUGACCUCACUCAGUAGUCUCAGCUAAGCACAGCUGGAGGCAACUGGAGAAACUCGCCAUCAGUUCAGAGCAUGCCCAUGCAGGAGACCCCAGGCCCUCUGAACAAAUACCAAC
Messenger RNA from Tupaia belangeri chinensis (Chinese tree shrew), 1283 nucleotides. Its product is annotated as napsin-A-like. Bases 343 to 1173 code for a protein of 276 amino acids. Gene Ontology annotation, biological process: proteolysis. The transcript has 5 exons. Lineage: Eukaryota; Metazoa; Chordata; Mammalia; Scandentia; Tupaiidae. The record is from RefSeq and is a predicted model, not a curated record. Gene Ontology annotation, molecular function: aspartic-type endopeptidase activity. Gene Ontology annotation, cellular component: lysosome.